AUGCCAAGACUGCUCAGCUGUCUCUGCUGGAUUUCUCUCUUUGUCCAUCUGCAUGGAUCUACAUUGUCUACUUUUAACAUUUCAACCCAGAUCCAGCUUCCAAAUGUGACUCAAGAUGAGGAGGACAAAGGCUGGGAUUCACCAUUUCUUCAGCUGAGAGCCAGUCUACCAUCUUACUCGCAGCCAGUCCGCCCAUACACCCUGCUGACAAACACCGAAGACUACCACUACAUGCCCAAACCCAGACAUCGCCGACCUUCUCGCCUCCUGCGUCUUCUGGGGUCCUCUUUUGACCCCUUUUGGAUGUCCAUAGAGCAGCCGGCUGAAGCCACUGGGGUUCAUGGUGAUGGUCAACCUUUGCCUGCAAAAUUACCCAACUACACCACUGCCAGGAAGAAGUUCAACCUGACCGCUUCUCCAGAGCUGAGAGAGGCUGCAGAGACCCAUCACCAGAAGCUGGUAAAGGAAGUGGCAGAUCUGGACCUCAGUCCUCUGCCCUCACAUGCUGCAAGUUCAGUCAGAGACUGGUUAGUGCGCUCUGCCACUUGUGGCUUAAGCUACCAAUGGGUGGAUCAGGGUCCUGCUUUCUGGCCACGUUGGCUCCGGCAGACAGACUGUGAAAGAUCAGAUGGAGUGGGAAGUUGCUCUUUUCCUGUUGGGAUGGAGUGUGUGCGAGCUCAGACAAGUCACAUAAGGAUUCUGGCUUGGCACUGCUUGGGAAUUGGAGAGGGAAGCGAUGAGUCUAGAAGGAUUAAAGCUGACAGGUUUGAUGGCAGCACUGAGAUGGGGACAGGUGACGCCAUGAAAAGAUGUUUAUGGAGGCAAGUGCCUUAUCCUGUGGUCACAGCAUGUGCAUGUUCAUGUCAAUGAAUGUUUUUCUCACUAGAGCCAAAGAUUGUCAAUCCUAAUCUUCAGAGGGUUUUCUUUAAUAUGCACAUGUAUUUCUGUCACUGAGUUGUUAUUGAUAAAAUCAAAAUUGUGAUGACUGAUUUUCCUAAUCACAGCUGCUUUUAAUCUCUCAGUAAAACAUUGCAUGUACUUUACUGGUUUAAAGCAGAAUUAAAUCAAAAUAUUUUCUAUUGAUAAAUUCUCCUGGUGAAUUAUUUAUCUGUCAGUUUUUUUUAACAACAGUGCUCUUUUGGUAAAUGGGAAAUGUGCUUGCAUCUGCAUGGCAUCUUUCUAGACUUCCAAUGACUCAACGCGCUUUUACACUACAUGCCACAUUCACCCAUUCACACUCAUGUUCAUACACUGGUGGCCGAGGCUGCCACACAAGGUGCUGCUUCACACACCUGCAGCAAUAGGCAGUAGGCAGGUUCAGUAUCUUGCCAAAGAAUACUUCAACAUACCAGACUGGAGGAGCCAGUCUUGAUUCUAGUAAAAAGCCUGCUCUACCUUCUGGGGCACAGUCACCCCAGAACAACCAGGUCGUUGACACUCAAACCACAGUCCUCUGUUGUGAAAGCUGCUGCAAAGUGAAGUGCCUAUGUAGUGAUGAAGUACUGUAAAGGCCACUUAUGUACUUUCUCCAUUCUGUGAGGGCCUGGGGUUUAAAAAAAAAAGUCAGCUUUGUGGCCACAAGCUCUUCGAAAGUCAAGUACACGUGUGGUGUCAGUAAUGCUAACCUGCCAUUUGGUACACAGCUAAAUAGUCCUGUAUUUCUUUUGGGUUGUGCUACAUUCAUAUCGUGUGGGAAAAUCAUGUAAUAGCUUUUAUUUUGAGUUGUGGUUUCAGUACACUGAAAACUUUUCACCUCUCUUUUUUCAUUCCUGCACAUUUGGCGUAGGCAUAUAUCAGAUGUGACUUUUUUUUUAUUGUUUUACAUCAAAGACGCUUGUCAUAUAUCUUGAUGAUGAUAAAAUCAUUUUCACAAGAAGAAUAGUUCCCAUUUGUAUUUAUGAUAACAGCAUACAAGUAGCUAAAUAUGUUUAACUGAAGAAACUGGUGUUGAUCACAGGUAGGAGAUCCUGGGUUUAAAGUUUUAUAUCCCCUGUUGGCCAAAGCUGUGCAUCUUAGGUAUUUAUCCAAAAGAUUUUAUUACCAAGAAGUGUGACUGUGCUGUAAGACAUUUGUGUCUCUUACAAGCUUAAAGAGAAAUAGCUAUAAGGCUGAAAGAUGUGAACGAAGCAAGUAUGAAUCAAUAUGUAAAGGAUUUAUCAACAUGUGUUGCAUAUUACUAAGGGGAAGUGUUUGGAAAUAUCUGGGGGAGAUUCAUGGAAUUUUUGAAACAAAGUGUUCCUAAUUUUUAUUAAAACCAAAGGUUGGAGAGGGGGCGAGGCAACUGAAUUAAGAUAUAAAGUGAAGUAGCCCAUGUGCACUUUACGAUUACUGUUCACUAUUCUAACAUCUGUUCGCUCACCUCUGUUUUGAUGGGGUUUUUUUGUUCUUGUUUGCCUUUUCAUUUGAUGGUUUACCACAUUUGCUGCCAAGACUGACUUUUUUAUGUAUGUGUAAUAUCUUUAUAUAGUUGAAAACCCCAAUAAAAAGGUUGUUGAAAAAAAAAAUAGUAGCCAAGCAAAUAUUCAAGUUGUAAGCCUGUAUCUGUGGUUUUUCUCAUUUGAAAUGAAUUCACAGGUAGAAGUUUUGAUUACGUUGAUCUAAUCAUUAUUCAUUUAAACCAUUUAUAGCCUUUUAAAAGUUUAAAAUAAUUGUCUUGUGUUUACU
Epinephelus fuscoguttatus (brown-marbled grouper) is the source of this 2664-nucleotide messenger RNA. RefSeq names its product noggin-2-like. Bases 1 to 870 code for a protein of 289 amino acids. The transcript has a single exon. The record is from RefSeq and is a predicted model, not a curated record. Lineage: Eukaryota; Metazoa; Chordata; Actinopteri; Perciformes; Serranidae. Gene Ontology annotation, biological process: osteoblast differentiation; dorsal/ventral pattern formation; negative regulation of cell differentiation.